Molecule: messenger RNA, 1467 nt
Organism: Mesocestoides corti
Lineage: Eukaryota; Metazoa; Platyhelminthes; Cestoda; Cyclophyllidea; Mesocestoididae
Source: the annotation of a GenBank genome assembly
AUGACCGGUGCGUGUGUUGGGUGUUGCAAUUCGAAAUGUCGUGCAUCGUUUCACCUUCCCUGUAUAUUUGAAGCCAAAGGCUUGACUAUUUUCAGUGGCGCGUUCGAUGCCUUUUGUUCCCACCAUCGACCAUCACAGGAUCUGAAAUCACGUCUGGAGACCUAUAAUGAUGACCCCCCCGAGUGCUGUAUAUGCCUAUUUAGCAUUUUCCCAGAAGAGGACGAAGCCGUCUCCAAUACGGAUAGCUUGUGCAAAUCGCUUUCUCCAGAUCAAGUUACGUCACCGUCAAGUACUUGCAGAAAAUCCGUUACUAUUGCUGGGGAUGCCUUGUGCCCUGUUCUUACACCCGCACCGAAACAGCAAUCUCAAAGCAACAACCACUGGGAGGUCAACACGUCGACUCACGGCGACUCGAAACGCACGCCGCUUCAAAGGGCCUCUCAGCUGUCGAGCUGGAAGAGACGCCUCCUCCACAGCACCACGCCUUCCAAGACACCCGGCCGGGCAACAACAACAUUGACGCCAUUCGACGCCUGGUCGCACGGUGUGAUCCACGGGGAGUGCUGUCGGCCCGCCUGGAUGCAUCGUGACUGCGCCGCCGGCUACGCGCGCUCGGCUGGCCUCCACCACGUCAAGUGCCCGCUCUGCUUUAACCGCGACACCUUCAUUUCCACUCUUCUGAAAUUUGGCGUUUGGGUGCCUGAUCGAGACGCUUCAUGGGAGUUGGAACCAGGCGCAUUUGCAUACUCCCAGGGUCCUCCUGUGGUGGGGGAGCUGGCGGCGGGUGGGGGGAAUGCCUCUUCUGAACCAAACGACGAAACCCAUGUUGUCCUCACCGGGACGCCGUCAGACACCCCACCCUCGCCCUCAAGUCGCGUUGAAAAGCCCCAAAUUGACGGUGGUAGCGAGUUUCGAGUGUCUCCGAUGCCACCGCCUCCCAGACGACGUCGGCGGAACACGGUGGUCGUCAGGCGGCCGACCGCUACUCCGGGACCCUCACGCACACGCAGAAGUCUGCGUCGGCUAGCUCAAACUCCACUCGAUUCUAACUCUCUCGUCACAGACCGUCUGCCCGCUCUCCUGGAGUGCUCGUUCGAUACCCCGGGCUCCAGUGAGAAGGAGAACAGGCGUCCGUCACCCACCACCACCGCCACCACCACCACGGAUCCCCUCACACUCCUCCCCCCGUCUUGUCCACCUCCAACAACCAAGGCGAGGAGGCGGCGAGCUCAGAGUAACUUUGCCGGGGCUCGACUCAAGCAAACUGUCAUCUCGUCGUUCUUUGAGCCCGUCGUCGCGGCUGGCGGCGACACCGUGGGUGGUGAUGUCCGCGAUGAUCCCGAAAUCGAGCGGACGAAUGCGCUGUUCCGGUCGAUGAUGAAUGUCGACCGGACACCAGUGACGAAGCCCAGCGCUGGACGGUACAGCCUUCGGAGCAGUAAAAGCGGCACAUCCUCUUUGCUGUGA